AUGCUAUCUCUUUACAAAGAUCAAUCUGCCAAUUGGCCUGCCUCGGGCCGCUACAUUCUAGCCCAAUUCACCCCAACCACAAUCACUGUAUACCAGGCCUACAAUCGCUUCAUAGCCUCUUAUGCCGUCCAACAUCAAACACUUGGAGGUCCGGACUUUUCCUUAACUCGCAUGACAUGGAUAAAACCCAACUUUGCUUGGAUGAUGUAUAGAUCCGCCUGGGCUACAAACAAAAACCAGGAACAUAUCUUGGCCAUCGAAUUGCAAAGAACAGUUUGGGAUGAAAUGCUGUUACAUGGAGUUGUGAGCAGUUAUGGACAGAGUAGAGCAUUUGCGAACCAAGAAGAAUGGAAUGCAGAGCUAAAGAACAGUAAAAUUAGAAUACAAUGGGAUCCUGAUCAUAGUUUGAAGGGAGGCAAGUUGAAGAGGAGAGCCAUACAAGUUGGUGUCAAACACGAGUGGAUGGACAAGUAUUUGGAAGGAAUUGUUCGUAUUGAGGAUAUCACUGAAUUUGUAAGGGAACAGGGAAAACUUGUUGAAGAAGGUUUGGUCGAUGCAGUCAUGACCCCUACUGAAACUAUUUACGAAGUAUCGGACGCUAUUAAAAUGAGAUUGGGAAUGGAUUUGGAUGAAGAAGUUGGAGAUGAUUAA
Molecule: messenger RNA, 651 nt
Organism: Paraglomus occultum
Lineage: Eukaryota; Fungi; Glomeromycota; Glomeromycetes; Paraglomerales; Paraglomeraceae
Source: the annotation of a GenBank genome assembly